Molecule: messenger RNA, 1444 nt
Organism: Linum tenue
Lineage: Eukaryota; Viridiplantae; Streptophyta; Magnoliopsida; Malpighiales; Linaceae
Source: the annotation of a GenBank genome assembly
UUGUCGAAGAAAACGAAGAAGAGCAGUGGCACGUCUUUGUGGAGGAAGAAUUACCAGGCUUGGUAUGGACAAUGGCAGUCUGGAAACCACACCAGUCACUCAUCUCACGCCGAGGAAGCAGUCGGCGGAGUGAAGAAGCCGUACAGAUUCAGGCCCGGGAACCUUUCUUUCUCCUCCGUGAGAUUCGCAAGCACCGGGUGGGCGGCGCUGCAGGAUUACUUAGGAGUCUUCGGUGGCGCCGGCCGAUGCUAUCCAAAAACACGAUUCCAAAGGCGACGCGAAGCAACAGAAACAGAAGAAGAAGAAGAAGAAGAAGAAGAACGCAGAUCGAAGAAGAAGAAUGAGAUCCGGAAAAUCCUCCAACCUAGAAUCCCCGGAUCGGAAGAAGAAGGACGCACAAACCCAGAUCCAAGAAGGAAUCAAAUCGGGGAAAUCCUCGUAUCUCGGAUCGGCCGCCAGAGCAGUGGUAUUCUGCCCUCUUUGGCUGGGAUAAGUCACGUUGCAAUCCAGUUUCCUGCGUAUGAAAAGAUCAAGUCGUAUAUGGCAGCAAGGGAUAAUACAACUGUCGACAAGCUAGGACCUGUGAAAGUAGCAAUUGCCUCCUCGAUAGCCAAAGUUGUAGCUUCUGUAACAACUUACCCCCACGAGGUAAUCCCUUCAAGGCUUCAAGAGCAAGGGCAGGUCCGAGGUUCCGAGGCUAGGUAUGCCGGCGUCGUUGAUUGUGUCAGGAAGGUGUUCCUCAAGGAAGGUCUUCCAGGGUUCUACCGUGGUUGUGCUACUAAUUUAAUGAGGACAACCCCGUCAGCUGUCAUUACAUUUACCAGCUACGAGAUGAUACAUAGGUUGUUGGAGCGCCUUAUACUCCCUGACAAGAGGCAUCCGAAGCCUCAACGUGAAAACAACCAAGGAAAGGGUGGAAUAGAUUAAUGGCGAAUAGUUGGUCUUGAACCAGGUGCAUCAAACGCACAAGAGAGCUUCCUCCAUACAUCUGUGAUGCAAAUGAAGAGUGGAAAUGGCAUCGCAAGUUCUUAUGUGUCCCACCCCUCACUGUUGCAUAAUUUUGAUUCCAACAAUUGUUGUUAUUCAUCUGGCAAACUCUCUGUAGUACCAUGAAGGUGAGAGUGAAUGAUCUUCCACUGCUGGAAGUGAGAGGAAGGUGAUGGAUAUGGAGGGUGAAAUCUGAAAGUGCCUUGGUGAUUGCAUUUAUCUCUGCAGAUUAGCAUAAGAAGACUAGUGGAUGGAAUGGUACUGGUUGUCCACUUGUUUAGUUGAAGUGGAUGCACUAGCUGCCGCCAUUUUCAUCUCAACGUUUCACGGGACAACCGAUCAUGUUCAGCAUUGCAGGUCAAGGGAUCUCGCUGCAGCAGCCGUUCGAAAUCCAAGGGCAAGAACUGCAGGCAAUGCUUUUGUUGUUCUAUGAUGUUUCAUGGUAUAUGUUGCAAAG